Saccostrea cuccullata (small rock oyster) is the source of this 1297-nucleotide messenger RNA. RefSeq lists its product as uncharacterized. The transcript is spliced from 6 exons. Lineage: Eukaryota; Metazoa; Mollusca; Bivalvia; Ostreida; Ostreidae. The coding region runs from base 370 to 1251 and encodes 293 amino acids. The record is from RefSeq and is a predicted model, not a curated record.
AGAUUCAAGUCUGUUCAAAUUAUGACAACUGGGGUUAGGGUGUGGCCACAAUGAGGAAAGUUUUGCAUAUAUAAUAUAUAAAGAAUAUAUAGUAAAAGAUCUUCUCCAGAACAGAAUAGUUUUGUUUAGUCAAAUUGACAUGUAAGUAUCUGCAAGUAGUGAAGAUUUAAAUUAAUUCAAAUAAUGUCCUGGGUUGGGGUUUGUCAGGGGUUGCAAUGGGAGAUCGAGUAAUAUGUUGGAAACAUCUUUUUAAAAAUCUUCUUUUCAAGUAUGGCAAAAUUAUACAUGUAUGCUUUAUUGAUAUAGUGACAUUCUCAAAUAAUAGAAAAUUCAAAUCCCCCUACCCCAACAAGUAAGCUUUUCAAUACUAUGCUGAUUUGUGUUUUUUUAACUAGCCCGUGUGCCCAGGUGAGCGAUGUGGCCCAUGGGCCUCUGUUUUUUAUUGGGACAGGUUCCCUCUGCGACUUUCAUGAUCCCUGUCAAAAUCACAAAUGCCAAGUUGGCCAGAAAGCUGUAUGGAACAUAUUCAAAGGAUCAUGUGACUGCUACUGCACAGGCAACAGGGGUUGUAGCUAUCUAGGAUGCCCACAUCCAUACUGCACGCAGUUCUUUGGUAUAUUUUCCACUUGCCACUGUGGAGAAUGUACAACGGACAGACAUUGUAAAUGUGGAGUUGGGGAGACGGGGAAAUGUAACAUAGACUAUCGACAUCAUCCCACUCACUUCUGUGAAUGUCUGGGACCAAGUUCCUCUACUGUUAGAACUACCCCACCCACAACCAAAACCACCCCAACAACUACCAAGACCACUCCAACCACAACCAAAUCUACCACCGCUUUACCACUGGUAAGACUAGAAUGUCACGACCAUAAAAUCGGUGUGAUAGAGGCCAUUGCAGAAAAUGUGCAUGUACAGGACCACAAAGCAGCAGUAUGUCCAAACAACAAACACGAAUCCUCCGAGGCUUAUAUCAUCAACAAAUGUAAUACAACGAGAAGAAGCCACUGGAGAAAGGGUUCUUCUAUUAAAACUGAGUGUGAGAAAGGCCAUCGCAUAACUCCUUACACACCUAUUUCUACAUUUCUUCGCAGUGGAGAAAACAUUGCGGGUUUCUUCAUCAGUUGCAAUAAACAAGGCUUUAAGAUGGCCGCGCAGUCCUGCACAGACGCGCCGAUGGUUACUAACGUUACCCAGUUCACCAUUCCCCAUCUGACCGAUUUUUACACUAUUUUAUUACCAACUCAAGCUUGAAUUGAACAAAAAUCACACUGAAUCAUAAUGCACAUUUCAUUAAAGU